GAGAGAGAGAGAGAGGCAACGUAGGCUCCCCGUCAGUCAGACCUCCAUCCUUUUUCCACCCUUAUGAAUCCCUACAUGUUUUCCGGAGGAUAGGGUGAUAUAAGCGGAUUCUUUUUUCCAAAAUACUAAACUAUUUUGUGUGUUUCCCCCCCCUCCCUGCGCACAUCGAUGGUAUUUGUGCGGCAGCAGACGCCCGAGCUUGCAGAGCAGGUGUGAGAGACAGCGGCGGCCGCUCCUCUCCUCCCUUUUUCCGAGGGGAAAUGUCGAGCGAGAAGCCGGUUUCAGCACCACCGGGCUCUGCUUCUUUGCUUACGGACACCGACCCGCAUCUUCCGCCGGGCUCCUCCUCCUCCUCUGCCGCCGCCGCUCAGGAGCAGCAGCAGCAGCAGCAGGUCGCCGCGGGAUCCAGCUCCGGCGGCGCCACUACCGGGGAAAGGAUGGUGUCUGCAGCCGGCUCUAUGGUCCUCCCGGCCGGGGUGAUCAACCCCGCUGUCCCGAUCAGGAAUAUCCAGAUGAAAUUCGCCGUGCUGGUGGGCCUGAUCCAGGUCGGCGAGGUUAGCAACCGGGACAUCGUGGAGACCGUGCUGAACCUGCUGGUGGGCGGCGAGUUUGACCUGGAGAUGAACUUCAUCAUCCAGGAGGCGGAGAGCAUCGGCUGUAUGGUGGAGCUGCUGUCCCACUGCGAGGUGACGUGCCAGGCCGAGAUCUGGAGCAUGUUCACGGCCAUCCUGCGCAAGAGCGUGCGCAACCUGCAGACCAGCACCGAGGUCGGCCUCAUCCAGCAGGUGCUGCUCAAGAUGAGCACCGUGGACGACAUGAUCGCAGACCUGCUGGUGGACAUGCUGGGAGUCAUGGCCAGCUACAGCAUCACAGUCAAGGAGCUGAAGCUGCUCUUCAGUAUGCUGAGAGGGGACAACGGCAUCUGGCCAAGACACGCGAUCAAGCUCUUGUCCGUGUUGAACCAGAUGCCUCAGAGACACGGUCCUGACACCUUCUUCAACUUUCCAGGACGCAGUGCAGCAGCCAUAGCGCUACCACCGAUUGCCAAAUGGCCGUACCAGAACGGGUUCACUAUCAAUACUUGGUUCAGACAGGAUCCACUCAACAACAUAAACGUGGACAAAGACAAACCGUACCUCUACUGUUUCCGCACCAGUAAAGGAAUCGGUUACUCCGCUCACUUCGUGGGAAACUGUCUCAUCGUGACGUCGUUGAAGUCGAAAGGAAAAGGUUUUCAGCACUGUGUGAAGUAUGAUUUCCAGCCGCGCAAGUGGUACAUGAUCAGCAUCGUCCACAUCUACAACCGCUGGAGGAACUCUGAGAUCCGUUGCUAUGUCAACGGUCAGCUGGUCUCCUAUGGUGACAUGGCCUGGCACGUCAACACCAAUGAUAGCUACGACAAGUGUUUCCUGGGUUCGUCAGAGACGGCGGAUGCGAACAGGGUGUUUUGCGGUCAGCUGGGAGCCAUUUACGUGUUCAGCGAAGCUCUCAACCCGGCUCAGAUCUUUGCCAUUCACCAGCUCGGCCCGGGAUACAAGAGCACUUUCAAGUUUAAGUCAGAGAGCGACAUCCACCUGGCAGAGCAUCACAAGCAGGUGUUGUACGAUGGUAAGCUGGCCAGCUCCAUCUCCUUCACCUACAACGCCAAGGCGACAGAUGCACAGCUCUGCCUGGAGUCGUCGCCCAGGGAGAACCCGUCCAUCUUUGUCCACUCACCACAUGCGCUCAUGCUGCAGGAUGUGAAGGCAAUUGUUACCCACUCGAUCCACAGUGCCAUCCACUCUAUAGGAGGCAUCCAGGUUCUGUUUCCUCUCUUUGCUCAGCUGGAUUACAAACAGCUCAACGACAGCAGCGUGGACACCACAGUCUGUGCCACUCUGCUGGCGUUCCUCAUGGAGCUGUUGAAGAGCUCAGUGGCCAUGCAGGAGCAAAUGCUGGGAGGAAAAGGCUUCCUGGUGAUCGGGUACCUGCUUGAGAAGUCAUCCCGGGUUCACAUCACGAGGGCCGUGCUGGAGCAGUUCCUGUCCUUCGCCAAGUAUCUGGACGGUUUACCUCACGGGGCGCCGCUCCUCAAACAGCUCUGCGACCACGUCCUCUUUAACGCCGCCAUCUGGAUACACACCCCUGCCAAGGUGCAGCUGUCGCUCUACACGUACCUGUCGUCGGAGUUCAUCGGCACCGCCACCAUCUACACCACCAUCCGCCGCGUCGGCACCGUCCUGCAGCUGAUGCACACUCUCAAGUACUACUACUGGGCCAUCAACCCGCUGGAGUGCAGUGGAAUCUCCCCCAAAGGUCUUGACGGACCACGGCCGUCCCAGAAGGAGAUCAUCUCGCUCAGAGCCUUCAUGCUCCUCUUCCUCAAACAACUCAUACUAAAGGACCGGGGCGUGAAGGAGGACGAGCUGCAGAGCAUCCUCAACUACCUACUGACGAUGCACGAGGACGAGAAUAUACACGACGUGCUGCAGCUGCUGGUGGCUCUCAUGUCCGAGCACCCGGCGUCCAUGAUCCCCGCGUUUGAUCAGAGAAAUGGAAUAAGAGUGAUCUGCAAACUCCUGGCGUCAAAGAGCGAGAGCAUCCGGGUUCAAGCCCUCAAAGUCCUCGGCUAUUUCCUCAAGCAUCUCGGUCACAAGAGGAAGGUGGAGAUAAUGCACACGCACAGUCUGUUCACGCUGCUGGGGGAGAGGCUGAUGAUGCACACCAACACCGUCUCCAUCACCACCUACAACACCCUGUAUGAGAUUCUGACGGAGCAGGUCUGCACUCAGGUGGUCCACAAACCCCACCCUGAGCCCGACUCCACUGUGAAGAUCCAGAAUCCGAUGAUUUUAAAAGUGGUGGCGACCCUCCUGAAGAACUCCACUCCCAGUGCCGAGCUGAUGGAGGUCAGGAGGCUCUUCCUGUCCGACAUGAUAAAACUCUUCAGCAACAGCCGCGAAAACCGGCGCUGCCUGCUGCAGUGCUCUGUGUGGCAGGACUGGAUGUUCUCCCUCGGAUACAUAAACCCAAAGAACCCCGAGGAGCAGAAAAUAACCGAGAUGGUGUACAACAUAUUUAGGAUCCUGCUCUACCACGCCAUCAAGUACGAGUGGGGCGGGUGGCGAGUCUGGGUCGAUACCCUGUCUAUCGCACACUCCAAGGUGACCUACGAAGCCCAUAAGGAAUACUUAGCCAAGAUGUAUGAAGAGUACCAGCGACAGGAGGAGGAGAACAUGAAGAAGGGGAAGAAAGGCUCCGUGUCCACCAUCUCCGGACUUUCGGCGACGGCGGUCCCCGUCGUGAACGGCAACCUGGAGAUCGACGACAACUCCCAGACGCAGACGCCCGAGAGCGAGGCCGAGUAUAGCGAGGGGGCCGCGGGAGACUCGCGGAACCUCCUUGCAGAAGGCGCGGUGAAGCGACCCAAUGGAGAAGCUCUGACGCCGGGGGAGCAGAGUGCCGGUCCGGGAGUGAGAGUGGAGGUCCACGACCUGCUGGUGGACAUUAAAGCAGAGAAGGUAGAGGCCACGGAAGUGAAACUGGACGACCUUGACUUGUCCCCAGAAGGCCUCGGUGGAGGCGGAGGAGGCGGGCGAGGAAUGGAGAACGGACCUCUGGUCGAGGUGGACUCGCUCCUGGACAGCGCUUACUGCGCCGUGGUCCAGAACAUGAACGGGAAUCUGGCGCCCAAAGAUGACACGUCGACCUCGGGGGUCGGGAUGGGGACAGGCCUCGGGCUCUCAGGUGUCAGCCUGGAGGACGAUGGGAACAUGGGUCCGCUCAUCACACUGGCUGACGAGAAGGACAGCGUCCCGAGCAACAAUGGGUUUCUCUUCAGCAAGGUCGAUGAGAAGCUGCUCCCAGCUCUGGCUGCCACAGAUCCCCUUAUACUGUCGAGUCCGGACCAGCCCGCUCCACCUGGCCCGGUCCCAGCUCACUCCAGCACCAGCGCCAGCGAUGACCUCAGCCUGCUGGCCCACAUGACGAGCUGCGGCUCUGAUUUACAGAGCCAGAGUCACACUUCUGGGGAGCUUCCGGAGGACGGGCCCUUCAAGAUCCAGAGCCCCCUCGCUGACAUCAGCUCCAUCGCUGAGGCCGAGAGCCAAGCCCAGAUGCAGGGAGCCUCCAGGCCAGACUUCCCCGAGGGAGAGGGCACUGCCGGGGCAGAGGGAGAGGACGGUGCGCUCAAGACGGGUGGAGACACGGCCAGCACCACCUCUGACACAGAGAGGUCGGAUGACGGGAAAGACAAGGACACCAAAAAGAUCCAAACUACUGCAACUACUCAGGCCCUCCACGGUCGCACCGCGGCGCAGUUGGAGCGCGACCUGCGCGUUGACCUGGGCUUCAGGGGCAUGCCCAUGACGGAGGAGCAGCGGCGGCAGUUCAGCCCUGGGCCGCGCACAACCAUGUUCCGCAUCCCAGAGUUCAAGUGGUCGCCCAUGCACCAGAGGCUGCUCACCGACCUGCUGUUUGCCCUGGAAACCGACGUCCACGUGUGGAGGAGCCACUCCACCAAGUCCGUGAUGGAUUUUGUCAACAGCAAUGAGAACAUCAUCUUCGUCCACAACACCAUCCACCUCAUUUCUCAGAUGGUGGACAACAUCAUCAUCGCCUGUGGAGGCAUCCUGCCUCUGCUGUCUGCCGCCACCUCCCCUUCUAGUUCUAAGAACAGUGCCAGCACUACGGAGUUGGAGAACAUCGAGGCGACGCAGGGCAUGUCCUCGGAGACGGCGGUCACGUUCCUCUCGCGCCUCAUGGCAAUGGUGGACGUGCUGGUGUUCGCCAGCUCCCUGAACUUCAGCGAGAUCGAGGCGGAGAAGAACAUGUCGUCAGGAGGCCUGAUGAGGCAGUGUCUGCGUCUGGUGUGCUGCGUGGCGGUGAGGAACUGUCUGGAGUGCAGGCAGAGACAGAGAGACCGCAGCUGCAAGUCGUCCUUAACCAGCAGCAAGUCCCAGGACAGCCUCCACAGUGCCUCCACCACCAGCAAGCAGGAUCCAGACAGACUGUUGCAGGACGUCGACAUCAAUCGUCUCCGAGCUGUUGUUUUCAGAGAUGUGGAUGACAGUAAACAAGCUCAGUUCCUGGCGCUGGCGGUUGUCUACUUCAUCUCGGUCCUCAUGGUGUCCAAGUACCGAGACAUUCUGGAACCCCAGCGGGAGAUUGGCAGGUCCACCAGCCUAUCAGGGAGAAGCAUCCGCCACGAGAUCAACUCCCCGACCAGCACAGAGCACCCGUCCACGGCCUUCUCUGACAAACAGACCCCCACCCCCGUGGACGACUCUCCCAGGGCCGGCCUCCCCCACACAGACUCUGGCAUCGGCGACGAGGGCCAUGUGGCUGGUUCCCUGAACGGCUCGGAGAUGGGUCUCGGGCUCGGCCUGGGCCUGGUCGGGAGAGAGACAGACAGAGACCGAGACAGAGACAUGGGAGGAGGGGGAGGAGGAGGAGGCGGGGGAGGGAGCACAGAUCUGUUGUGUAGCCUGUCUGAUGUCAGGAGGUCGCAGGAGAGCCUUCUGGAUUCUCCUCACAACCCCAGCUCCGCCUCCAGCCAAGCCCCGCCCUCGUCCAUCUCCAGCAUUAGUCAAACAAACAAAGGCAUCAAUGUCAAGGAGAUCCUGAAGAGCUUGGUGGCUGCUCCACUCGAUGGUGGGGACCUGGGCCAGGAGUCGGGGCCAACACCCUAUCACCCAGACCCGGCUCUGAAGACGCACCCCAUGCUGCCCAUGCAGUUCCACUCCUUUGACAGGAGUGUUGUGGUUCCCGUCAAAAAGCCGCCACCGGGCAGCCUGUCCGUCAACACGGUGGGCACGCCCACCACCAGCGGAGCGGCCAAUGCGGGCAGCACGCCGAACAUAUUUGCCGCCGCGACGGCAACUCCCAAGAGCAUGAUCAACACGACAGGUGCGACAGACUCCGCCUCCUCGUCCUCGUCCUCCUCCUCGUCGUUUGUCAACGGCGCGACGAGUAAGAAUCUGCCGGCGGUGCAGACGGUGGCGCCCAUGCCGGAGGACACGAUGGAGAAUAUGAGUGCCUAUUGUGAGGUGGCGCAGUGUGCGCUGCGCAGCGGUCAGACGCCCCCUGAGCUCAAGUCUUUUAGCUCUCUGGCAGGCUUCCAGGCAACCCCCCGAGAUGCAGGACAGUGUUUUAGCAUCACCACCAAGCUGGAGCGCGCCCUGGAGAAGGUGGCCCCCCUGCUGCGGGAGAUAUUUGUGGACUUUGCGCCCUUCUUGUCCAGGACACUGCUGGGUAGCCAUGGGCAGGAACUGCUCAUAGAAGGUACAGGUCUGGUGUGCAUGAAGUCGAGCACGUCCGUGGUGGAGCUCGUGAUGUUGCUCUGUUCUCAGGAGUGGCAAAACUCCAUUCAGAAGAACGCCGGCCUGGCCUUCAUCGAGCUCAUCAACGAGGGAAGGCUCCUGUGCCACGCCAUGAAGGAUCAUAUUGUGCGCGUCGCUAACGAAGCGGAGUUCAUCCUGAACAGACAGAGGGCGGAGGACGUUCACAAGCACGCUGAGUUUGAGUCCAACUGUGCCCAGUACGCCGCGGACCGCAGGGAAGAGGAGAAAAUGUGCGAUCACCUCAUCAGCGCCGCCAAGCACAGGGAUCAUGUGACGGCGAACCAGCUGAAACAGAAGAUCCUCAACAUCCUGACCAAUAAGCACGGCGCCUGGGGGACGAUGUCGCAGAGCCAAUUACAUGACUUCUGGCGUCUAGACUACUGGGAGGACGACCUGAGGAGGAGACGGAGAUUUGUGCGAAACGCCUUCGGAUCCACUCACGCAGACGUGGCGCUCAAGGCCCUGGAGGAUUACGGUACCGAGGAGGAAGAGGAGGGCGUGAAGUCGAAAAAGACUUUCCGCAGCCAGUCGGUCGUCGCCCAGAACCCAGAGGCGGAGCUGAUGCUGGAGGGAGACGACGACGCCGUCAGCCUGCUUCAGGAGAAGGAGAUCGAUAACCUUGCAGGACCCGUGGUUUUAAGCACUCCCGCUCAGCUGGUCGCUCCAGUCGUGGUGGCUCGAGGCACUCUGUCCAUCACGACCACCGAGAUCUACUUCGAGGUGGAUGAAGAGGACUCUGCGUUCAGGAAGAUGGACGCUAAAGUGCUCGCCUACUCGGAGGGUCUGCACGGCAAGUGGAUGUUCAGCGAGAUCCGAGCGGUGUUUUCCAGACGUUACCUGCUGCAGAACACGGGCCUCGAGGUCUUCAUGGCCAACAGGACAUCUGUGAUGUUUAACUUCCCCGACCAAGCCACGGUCAAGAGAGUGGUUUACAGUCUGCCGCGGGUCGGGGUGGGAACAAGUUACGGCCUCCCACAGGCCAGGCGGAUUUCCUUGGCCACGCCUCGUCAGCUCUUCAAGUCGUCCAACAUGACGCAGCGCUGGCAGAGGAGAGAGAUCUCCAACUUUGAGUACCUCAUGUUCCUCAACACCAUUGCAGGGAGGACCUACAACGAUCUGAACCAGUAUCCCAUCUUCCCUUGGGUCUUGACCAACUACGAUUCCGAGGAGCUCGAUCUCACUCUACCUGGCAACUUCAGAGACCUCUCAAAGCCGAUCGGUGCACUGAAUCCCAAGCGGGCGGCGUUUUACGCGGAACACUACGAGACGUGGGACGACGACAGCACGCCGUCUCACCACUACACCACCCUGUACUCCACCGCUCAUUCGACGCUGAUGUGGAUGCUCAGAAUAGAGCCUUUCACCACGUUCUUCCUCAACGCCAACGACAACAAGUUCGACCAUCCGGAGAGAGCCUUCGCCGGCAUCGGCCGCUCCUGGAGGAACUGCCAGAGGGACACGGCUGACGUCAAGGAGCUGAUCCCAGAGUUCUACUAUCUCCCCGAGAUGUUUGUCAACAGUAACGAGUAUGAGCUCGGGGUACGUGAAGACAGCGUCCCCGUGUGUGACGUCGAACUUCCCGCCUGGGCUAAGAAACCUGAGGAUUUUGUCCGCAUUAACCGGAUGGCUUUGGAGAGCGAGUUCGUGUCGUGCCAGCUUCACCAGUGGAUCGACCUAAUAUUCGGCUACAAGCAGCGAGGGCCCGAGGCCGUCCGAGCUCUCAACGUCUUCAACUUCUUGUCCUACGAGGGAGCGGUCGUCCUGGACAACUUAGAUGCUGCACAGCGGGAGGUUAUUGAGAUGCAGAUUCAGAUGUACGGUCAGAUCCCCUCGCAGCUGCUGAUCGAGCCACACCCACCGCGCUCCUCCGCCAUGCACCUGUGUUUCCUUCCCCAGAGCCCUUUGAUGUUUAAGGAUCAGAUGCAGCAGGACGUCAUCAUGGUGCUCAAGUUCCCGUCCAACUCGCCCGUCACGCACGUCGCCGCCAACACGCUCCCGCACCUGAGCAUACCGGCCGCCGUCACCGUCACGUGCAGCCGCCUGUUUGCGGUCAACCGCUGGCACAACACCGUCGGCCUUCGAGGAGCUCCGGGAUACUCGCUGGAACAGGCUCAUCAUCUUCCCAUCGAGAUGGACCCUCUCAUAGCAAACAACUCGGGCGUGAACAAGCGUCAGAUCACAGACCUGGUGGACCAGAGCAUCCAAAUCAACACGCACUGUUUUGUGGUCACCGCCGACAACCGCUACAUCCUGGUCUGCGGUUUCUGGGACAAGAGCUUCCGCGUCUACUCCACCGAGACCGGAAAGCUGACCCAGAUAGUUUUCGGUCACUGGGACGUGGUGACGUGUCUGGCCCGGUCAGAGUCCUACAUCGGAGGAGACUGCUACAUCGUGUCCGGCUCCAGAGACGCCACUCUCCUCCUGUGGUACUGGAGUGGACGACACCACAUAAUAGGAGACAACCCUAAUAACAGCGACUAUCCCGCUCCCAGGGCAGUACUGACAGGACACGACCACGAGGUGGUGUGUGUGUCCGUCUGUGCAGAGCUGGGACUCGUCAUCAGCGGAGCUAAAGAGGGCCCGUGCCUGGUCCACACCAUCACCGGGGAUCUGCUGCGGGCUCUGGAGGGGCCAGAGCUCUGCCAGAGGCCCCGUCUCAUCUCGGUGUCCAGCGAGGGCCACUGCAUCAUUUACUACGAGAGGGGCCGGUUCUGCAACUUCAGCAUCAACGGGAAGCUGCUGGCAGAAAUGGAGGUCAACGAUUCCACGCGGGCAAUUUUAUUGAGCAGCGACGGACAGAACUUGGUGACGGGAGGCGAUAACGGGGUCGUGGAAGUGUGGCAGGCGUGCGACUUCAAACAGCUUUACAUCUACCCAGGCUGUGACGCGGGCAUCCGGGCCAUGGACCUCUCACAUGACCAGAGGACUCUGAUCACUGGAAUGGCCUCUGGGAGCAUUGUGGCGUUUAACAUAGACUUCAACCGCUGGCACUACGAGCACCAGAACAGGUACUGAGGUGGACCGCUUUGAGGAGAGAGGAUAACGGAGAGGAGAGAAGAACAAAAGGGAGACGGAGACGAUGCAUUCUUCUGUGUGGGGAAACUGACAGGUACUGAGAGAGGAAGGAGAAACUGGAUCUUAGGCUCUAUUCUGUUAAGAAGUUUACUUGAUUUGAGGAAAUGCAGCAGCAGCGCUGCGCUGCGGGGCGGGAGAAUAACCUCCUCCAUCCACAUGUGAAAGAACACGACCCCGUGUGUAACCUACAGACACAUAAACACCCAGAAGACACGCGCCCCAAAAAUCUGCUUUUAAAAUAGACAAGACUGCAGAACCCGGAGGUCGCUCGUACUCGCACCACUCGCAGGACCGGUACGCUUUAACGCUUCACAGGUAAUGAAAACCCUAAACUUUUGCUUUCUUUUCUUUUCUUUUCUGUUUCACUGUUUUAAAAUCUUUGUUGGAUACUUUUUUUGAGUUUGAGUAGAGGAUUAAUUCAAAUGGGUGGACGAUGAAUUUAAAACUCCUUCAACGUGAUUUAGAACCGACCCACCCACCAUUCAAACAUCGGUGCUAUUGGCUAUUGGAUUUUAAAUUCCCUCUUGAAAAAAAAAUUGCCUGGGGUUUGAUUUGAUCUUUUUUUGUUUUUUAAUAUAUAUACAUAUAUAUAUAUAUAUAUAAUUAUUAUUUUUCUUUCUUUUACCCACAGCAGGGUUAGGUUUUAGGUUGUUUUUUUUGUUUUUUAUGUACAUAAGGCUCUGCUUCCUUGCAGAGUCUACAUUUGUUCUUUCACGACACAAACUGCGCUUAUCACCUUUAAUUUAUUAAUGACUUGCUGUAUGUAAGAUAUUGUGUAAUAAUUAUUAUUCUAAUGUUGACAAGGCUGAUGGUAAUAACGGCAGUGUCAAAGGAUCGGUGAUUGUUUUGCCACCCGAGAUGGCAACGAUGGGGUCUCGCCAGUGGACGACAACCACACAACUUACAACAUAAUUUCCUUUGUAUAUUUGGUGAUUGUUUUGUCAAAUAUGUACAUAUAGUCUUGGUCCGGGCUCGGUGGGAGACUUUAAUCAGCUGAAUAAGACUGAAACCGCAAAGGAAAAACCUUCACUUAUCCACACUUGUUGAUUAUUUUAAAGAAAAAAAGGAAAAAAAAAAAGAAUCACAUCAAUGUAAGAGUUUGUUUUGUAUUUGCACUUUGCACCAAUCACAUAUCAUUAUUUAUUCGCUUAGUUCUUUCUGGUCGGCUGCCAUUUUGUUUAGGUCCAUUUUUUUCUUUUCUCUUCACCCGACGGGA
This is a messenger RNA of Solea senegalensis (Senegalese sole), 10611 nucleotides long. It is a transcript of the gene nbeaa, whose product is annotated as neurobeachin a. Bases 261 to 9335 code for a protein of 3024 amino acids. The transcript is spliced from 60 exons. Gene Ontology annotation, molecular function: protein kinase binding. NCBI's taxonomy places the organism in Eukaryota, Metazoa, Chordata, Actinopteri, Pleuronectiformes, Soleidae. Gene Ontology annotation, cellular component: cytosol; membrane. Gene Ontology annotation, biological process: intracellular protein localization. The record is from RefSeq and is a predicted model, not a curated record.